Messenger RNA from Limanda limanda (common dab), 1374 nucleotides. RefSeq names its product P2Y purinoceptor 3. Gene Ontology annotation, molecular function: G protein-coupled receptor activity; oxysterol binding. Gene Ontology annotation, biological process: G protein-coupled receptor signaling pathway. Gene Ontology annotation, cellular component: membrane. The transcript has 2 exons. The coding region runs from base 1 to 1374 and encodes 457 amino acids. The record is from RefSeq and is a predicted model, not a curated record. NCBI's taxonomy places the organism in Eukaryota, Metazoa, Chordata, Actinopteri, Pleuronectiformes, Pleuronectidae.
AUGGGAUUGAGUCUCACUCCAGACCUCCGCUCGGUGGAGAACUCCUCCUCUGGCUCCGCCUCUUCUCUGAACUCCUCCUCUGGCCCCGCCUCCUCUCUCAACCCGGCGUCCUGCAGCAUCGACGAGUCGUACAAGUACGUCUUCCUGCCGGUCUGCUACUCGCUGACCUUCCUCUUCAGCCUCAGCCUGAACUCCGUGGUGCUGCUGCGCUCCUGCCGCCUGCGCCGCGGACGCGGUGGGGGGGGCGGCGGCGGUGGGCGUGGCUGGAACACCUCUCUGAUCUACAUGGUGAACCUGGCCACCACGGACCUGAUGUACGGCCUGUCGCUGCCCUUCCUGGUGGCCAGCUACGUGCUGAGGGACAGCUGGGUGUUCGGAGACUUCAUGUGUCGUCUGGUCCGCUUCCUGUUCUACUUCAACCUCUACUGCUCCAUCUUCUUCCUCACCUGCAUCUCCGUGCACAGGUACCUGGGCAUCUGUCACCCCAUGAGGACCAUCACUCUGGAGAGCAGGCGGCUGGUGAAGGGAACCUGCGCCGUGGUGUGGGUGGUGGUCUUCAUCCUCACCUGCCCCAUCUUCAGGUUUGCUCAGACUGGAUACGUCAGGCGAGGAGGCGGAGCCGGCGCCGGGCCCGGAGCAUCAUGGGACGGCGGGAACGGGACCGGGGAUCGGGACGAUGAGGGCUACGUGAACUGCUGGGACGACGCCAUUGACGAGGAAUUUGCCGACUACGUCCCGUAUGGAAUCGUCCUGCACCUGUUGGGCUUCUUCGUUCCCUUCGUCAUCAUCGCCUGGUGCUACUCGCAGGUGGUCAGGACGAUCUUUCAGACGCUGCGCUCUCCUCCCGGCUCCGUGGAGGGCGGCGAGGACUGUCAUGUCGGAGGUGGGCCACCAGAGGGAGUUGGAGAGCGGGAGAGAACCUCGGUCUCCAUCUCCGGCUCGCAGUACUCCCACUACAUUCGGCGGCGGCGGAAAUCCAUCAAAACCAUCGUAACCAUCACGCUGCUGUUCGCGCUCUGCUUCCUGCCCUUCCAUGUGACCCGCACGCUCUUCCUGCUGCUGCGGCGCGGGCACCUCGGCGGCUGCUACGCCAUGAAGACCAUCUCCAUCUGCUACAAGGUCACCCGGCCGCUCGCCUCCUGCAACGCCUGGCUCAAUGCCCUCCUGUACUUCCUGACAGGGGAUAAGGGCGCCCCCUGCUGCUGGCCGGCAGAACGCACCCUCCGCAGAGACCGCCAGAACGGCUCCCUCUGGUGGCCGCUGAAGAUCCUCAAGAAGGAGGGGGCCGGGGACGAGGACCAGGAGGCAGCGGAGCGGGUGGAGCGGGAGGUGCACACGGAGAACGAGUCCAAGUCUUCCAGGGUGGUCUUCUAG